Perkinsus marinus ATCC 50983 is the source of this 851-nucleotide messenger RNA. RefSeq lists its product as hypothetical. The transcript has a single exon. The record is from RefSeq and is a predicted model, not a curated record. Lineage: Eukaryota; Perkinsozoa; Perkinsida; Perkinsidae. Bases 126 to 524 code for a protein of 132 amino acids.
CGUGUAUCUCUAAGAACGCUCGCUUGACCCAGGGGCGUUUUCUGUGAACCAGUGAUCGUCCGAGCUUCACUCAAGUUGAUAGUCAUCGUGACUUGUAUUAGAGCGGUUGCCAAUUCAAUGUACAAAUGAUUGGGAGCGCGUUACUUGCCGAUAUGAAACAACUCGAAUAUAUCCGAGUAUUUAUGUACACAUUUCCAAAGGCUAAUUCCGCUCCCAGUGAGAUAAAUUCCAGCGGGCGGGGCGGCUAUGCCAAUCCAAGAUAUCCUCAGCAAGAUCAAACCCUCCCGAGGGGCGGCUAUGCCAAUCCAAGAUAUCCUCAGCAAGAUCAAAUCCUCCCGAGGGGCGGCUAUGCCAAUCCAAAGAUAUCCUCAGUGAGAUCAAAUCCUCCCUGGGAGGGGCGGCUAUGCCAAUCCAAUACACCCCUCCACAUAUUCUUAGCAUACCCGGGUUUUCGACUCGUGUACAGCCACCACAACGAGUAUCAUCUUGCGGCUCAGGGAGGCAUGUACUUAUGCUUUACCUGAUAUGACCUCCAAGUUUCAGAGCCUUACUCUUCGUAGUUAGUGAGAAGUCAAAGACCGGUAAAAAGUUCUGUCCACAUAUUCUCAGCAUACACGUGUUAAAAUUGCGCCUCAAAAUACCAACUUUUACUGGGGGAGUAUAUUUAUAACUCCGCUCCUGAUCUAAUGCUAUACAUCAACAGAAAGAGAAUCGUUCAUAAUGGUAUCCCUCCAUGUUUCACUCUCAUAAAACGACACAUAAUUUUCCUAGUUAAGGUGGGAUGAGGAACAAGGUGCGUAUAUAGUAAGAAUUAAGAUGGGGCCUCCUAGAGGAGGCAUCCCGAUUAGUGA